This is a messenger RNA of Gossypium raimondii (Peruvian cotton), 1371 nucleotides long. RefSeq names its product probable carboxylesterase 2. Lineage: Eukaryota; Viridiplantae; Streptophyta; Magnoliopsida; Malvales; Malvaceae. The transcript has a single exon. Gene Ontology annotation, molecular function: hydrolase activity. The record is from RefSeq and is a predicted model, not a curated record. Bases 212 to 1198 code for a protein of 328 amino acids.
UAUCUCUAUAAAAAUGAGUGUAAUGCACCAAACAAUCUUUGUGUUGUUACAAAGAGCUGUCUGUUAGUUGGUGCAAAUCGUCUCUCCCAUUUUUCCUCAAUCAUAUAUGAUAAAAUUUCUUCCCCCCUUUUUCCUCACUCUGCCUGUCUUAAUUUUUCAGAAUCUCAGAGUUGUGUUGCGCUUUUUUGUCUUCACAGUUUUCCGAUAAAACAUGGGAUCCGAUACUUCCGAAGUUGCUCUUGAUUUGUUUCCUUACCUUAAAGUCUACAAAGAUGGAACCCUGGAGAGGAUCGCAGGAGUAGAAGUAGUUCCCCCAGGGCUUGAUCCCCAAACCAACGUCUUAUCCAAAGAUAUCCUUAUCGUACCCCAAACUGGCGUCUCAGCACGGAUUUACCGACCCAACUUUGUUAUUAAAGAUCAAAAGCUACCCUUUGUAGUGUACUUUCAUGGCGGAGCCUUCUGCGUAGCUUCGCCAGCUUUUCCAAACUAUCAUAACAGCCUCAACAAGCUGGUUGCCGAGGCCAAUAUAGUAGCUCUUUCUGUCGACUAUAGGUUAGUCCCUGAGCACCCUCUUCCUACCGCAUAUCAAGAUUCAUGGGCUGCACUUCAAUGGGUGGCUUCCCAUAAGGAAGAAGAUGGCCACCACCAUGAGGGUUGGAUCAAGGACUAUGUGGACCUUGACCAGGUGUUUUUGGUUGGUGACAGUGCUGGUGCAAACAUUGCACACCACUUAGCUUUUCGGAUCAAGGAAUCGGAUCUGGGUCAAAGCUUCAAGAUUCUUGGCAUUGGAAUGAUUCAUCCUUACUUUUGGGGAACCAACCCGAUUGGAUCAGAGACUGCUGACGGGUUGAGGAAAGAACUGGUAGAUAAGUGGUGGUUAUACGUUUGUCCAUCUGAUAAAGGGUGUGAUGAUCCGUUUAUCAACCCGUUUGUGGAUGGAUCCCCGGAUCUUGCAGGGUUGGCAUGCCAUGGAAUCCUUGUUAUUGUUGCAGAGAAGGAUAUAUUGAGAGAUAGAGGGAGGUUUUAUUAUGAUAAGUUGGUGAAAUCAGGGUGGAGAGGGAAGGCAGAGAUAAUGGAGAAUGAAGGUGAGGAUCAUGUGUUCCAUAUAUUUAACCCUGAUUGUGACAAGGCCAAGAGCUUGAUGAAACGCUUGGCAGCUUUCCUCAACCAAGGUUCAGGGAAGGGCAUUGUUGAGUGAAAAACUAUGGGGUUGUUUUGUAAUAAAAUAAUUUCAUUUUCCAUCCCAAAUGUAUCAUGUGUUUGUCAAAGAUUUCUUUUCCAUUUUACCUUUUCUUAAAACCUUUGUUCGCUUUAUUCAAUGUGGUUCUACUUCUUUUUUUCUUUUUGUUGUAAUGUGAUCACUCUAACCUA